Trichoderma harzianum CBS 226.95 is the source of this 1576-nucleotide messenger RNA. RefSeq lists its product as hypothetical. Lineage: Eukaryota; Fungi; Ascomycota; Sordariomycetes; Hypocreales; Hypocreaceae. The record is from RefSeq and is a predicted model, not a curated record. The transcript is spliced from 2 exons. The coding region runs from base 160 to 1179 and encodes 339 amino acids.
CCAGGCUUGAAUUCACUGCCCUCCCUUCUUAGCCUUUCCUUUGUUUCCUCCCCGCUGUCAAACUACGACAUAUCGACGAUAGAAGUCGCAUCUUAUUCCAUCGUUUUUUACUUUGUGAAAUUCAUCGGUAACAGCACCCGAGAUUCACAUUCCAUCGCCAUGCUUUUGAAGCCGCUCGUCUUCGCGGCUGCGGCUGCUGCUUUCGUCAUCGUCCCCGAGUUAUCCGAAAAGGACGAGAACAUCUUCAAGGCUCUCCCCGUCGAGCCAGAGACCUUUCAGCUUCCCGCCGAGGCCCUGGGCCAGAGCCUCGAGGUUCCCUGCAGACAGUGCCGAGGCCGAGACACGCACCUCAAGUUGGAUUUUGCCGUGGAAGAUGGAUCGAGACUGAUGGUCAACGGCUUCGAGCUGUAUCCCCAUGCCGACCCAUGGCGUGAUGAUUUGGUCGCCGAGGUGGUGCGAGCCAGCGGCGCUGCCAACGAGCGCACUCUAGGCUACAGCCUCGCCGUCGUGCCCAGGGCCAAGGACGAGGAGCAGAAGCUUGAGCUGGUGGACAUUAAGUUGAGGGUCAUCGAGGUCGGCCACCGAUUUGUCGACGAUAUCCCCACGGUCAAGAUUGGCUUGAUCAAGGCCACGACGGGCGAGAUUGUCAUCUCCGACAUGCAGCUCAUGGCUGUUCCCGAGAUGCCCUGCCACUCCAUGUGGUGCCGCGCCAAGGCUGCGCUCAAGGGCUUCGGUGGCUGCCACAGGAAGAUGAACAAGGGCCCUCACCACGAGUCCAUGGCCGCCGGUGCCAAGGAGGGCCACGAGGAGGGCCACCGCCCGCAUCACCCUCACCACCACGAGCGACCUCACCACGGCCACGAGGAGGAGUGGAACUCUCAGCGCGACUGGCGCCGCCUUGUCCUUAGCGUCGCCUCGCACAUUGUCCUGCCCGUCUUGAUGGGUAUCACUGCUGGUGUCGGCGUUGCCUUCCUUGCCAUGUUCAUGUGCAGCGUUGUGUACCGUCUGAGCAUGCUUGUCCGUGGUGCUUCUCCCCGUCGUUCAUGGUGCCCUCACCACCGACGCAACGUCACUCGAUUCCUCAAUGCCGAGGAAGAGAAGAGAGGUCUGAUGGAGGCCGAGGAGGCUCAGGACACCACUCCAGCCCCGGCUUCCGAGGAGGAGUCCGUCAGCAAAUAAAGAGAGGAAGAGGACGUUGUUGAUAUCAUUUUUCCAUUGCGUUAUUCUUAUACCUGUGAUGAAGUUGCUGGACGACGAAUACUAGGUAGGUGGUCGUAUGCCGCCAUUAUCACCUUUUGAAGCAAAACGAAACCAAAGAAACCAAGAGAUUGGCAUAUUUUUCCUUGUAUCAUGCCGAAGAGAAGCAGAGAUGCGGAGAGUGAUGGCACGGCCAGAAGGGGGAGAAAUCAAGAUAUAGCCAUACUGUACAACUAUCUGACAAGACAAUAACUCAAGUCGAGGGGGCGUUUACUAGGAAGAGAAUGAGUAGAUGCUUUUGCAUCAUUCUUUCAUUAAUCCAAGACUGCAACUUUUUCCUUUUGCUCACUUCUGCUAGCCUGAAUAAGUUUGACGUCAG